Molecule: messenger RNA, 1715 nt
Organism: Monopterus albus (swamp eel)
Lineage: Eukaryota; Metazoa; Chordata; Actinopteri; Synbranchiformes; Synbranchidae
Gene: rgs5a
Product: regulator of G protein signaling 5a
Exons: 5
Coding region: 70-612 (180 amino acids)
Source: RefSeq, a predicted model, not a curated record
AGAGACUCACAGUGUGCUAACAGGAAGACUCAACUCUGUCUGAAGUAUUGCGUAUGAAAGCACUGGAAAAUGUGUAAAGGAUUAGCUGCCUUACCCCAAACCUGCCUGGAGAGGGCUAAGGAGAUCAAGUUGAAAUUGGGAGUUUUACUGCAGAAGCCGGAAAAUGCAAUUGACCUCAUCAUCCCCUACCCUGAGAAGAAGCCGGAAAAGCCACAGAAGCCGACUCCUGAGGAGGCUGCUCAGUGGCGUGAGAGUCUGGACCAAGUACUGAACAACAGCUAUGGUCUGGCUGCUUUCCGUAGCUUCCUGCAGUCUGAGUUCAGCGAUGAGAACAUAGAGUUUUGGAUGGCCUGUGAGGACUUCAAGAAGACCAAGAACCCUGUGAAGAUGGCUGCCAAGGCCAGGAGGAUCUAUGAAGACUUCAUCCAGUCUGAGGGACCCAGAGAGGUGAACAUUGACCACUUCACCAAGGAUGUGACCCUGAGGAACCUGGUGGAUCUGUCCCCUGUGACCUUUGACCUGGCCCAGAAGAGGAUCUAUGGCCUGAUGGAGAAAGACUCCUUCGGCCGUUUCCUCCGGUCUGAGCAGUACCAGGAGCUCCUGGUCAACUAAGCUGGAGCAGGAGUCUGAGGAGUUGGAGAGGGGGGUGGGGAAAUUUCAAACCGCAGGUAGUUAACAUGACAAAUUUGAGUAUUUGCUAAUAAACUAUAAUAAUGACAGCCUGAGAGCCAAACACUUUUAUUUUACAAGAUAUAAACAAAAGCAUCAAGGGUGAAAAUUUAUUUCAAAUUUCAGUUUCAAAUUUGGCUAAAUGGAAAUAUUGCAUUUUGAAAUCCCCCCCACCCCCAAAAUGAACACAUACAAACACAUGUUCUUGAACUUCUUCUUUCCAACUCAGGACCUUCAACUGAAAACAAUCAUUCCUUGCCAUUUGAAAUAUGCAGGUCCUGCCCAGAAGGAGUUCACCUGUCAAAAGCCUGAGACCUCACAAAGCUAGAAAUACAAGAACACACACACACACACACACACACACACACACACACACACACACACUUACACUUACAUGUGCACGCAGAGUCGAUACUGAUACAGAGAUCAAUGUGCUCCUACACUAUGAAGAGCACACAACUCCACCUGUUUAAUGAGGCCACAAAGUCACUUCUUCUGCUUUUGGAUUCAUAUGCAAAGUAUCUUUAUGAAAUUCCCUAUUGAAAACAUUCCCUGACUUACACUUGUGCAUCCAGGGGUUGUUGUAGCUUUGUCAGCCUCUUCUAGACAGAUUUUAGGUUUUGUGUAUGUUUGACUCUACUGACUGCCGUGCCGUGCAUUCUGUAGCAGUACCAAAAUAAGCUUUGCAGGAGUAAUGGUUUCACUAGGUGAGAGGAGAAAAUUACUUCUUACCAGCUUCAUGUUGUCUUCACUGUCAACAAAUACCAUUUGAUACAGAUGGGCCUUUGACAUACCAACAGUAUGGACACAGUCUUAGGCAGCACUGCAUUUUGAUGCGUAAGUAUAAAUUGGCUUGUAAUACAGGGUAGUCUCUGGUCAUUUGGUUGCACUAGACCUGAAAUCCACCCACACUCCUGAGGAGACUGAUCACUUCAUUUCAGUUUCAAUUUUAUUUGUAAAUCAAAUCACAGCAAACGUCAUCUCAGGACGCUUUAAAUAGUAGGUCUAGACCUUACUAUUAUUAUUAUUAUUAUUAUUAUUAUAGA